UCCAUGAUGGUGAAGGUUGUAAUACAUUUGUUCUUCGUUAUCUACAUGACAAUAUGUCAAGUGCAAGGAGACUUUUCAGCCAUGAAUUGUAAGAACACCAGAAAAGGGCUAGAAUAUCGAGGAACGACAUCCGUGACCAGAUCAGGUCGAACAUGUCAGAGAUGGGAUAGCCAGUACCCUCACUAUCAUGCUUUCUACAUACUUCCCAGUAGUAAUGAAAACUUCUGCAGAAACCCAGACAGUGAUUCUAGGCCAUGGUGUUAUACUACUGACCCGCAGAAGAGAUGGGAGUACUGCGAUGUACCAGUUUGUGUCAAAAAUUGUAAAUGGGACACACAAGGACUACAAUACAGAGGGAAAACCAACGUUACCAAAUCAGGUCGAAAGUGUCAGAGAUGGGAUAGUCAGUACCCUCACGGACACAGCGACACCGACCGUCUUCCAGGAAAUGCUAGCUUAAACGAAAAUUUCUGCAGAAACCCAGAUCGUGAUAGCAGCCCAUGGUGCUAUACAACUGACCCGUUGAAGAGAUGGGAGUACUGCGAUGUACCAGUUUGUGAUUGCGGCCAGCAUCCAAACGAAUCACUGAUCAAGUCCAGACGAAGAAGAGACACCGCGGGAGGAACACCCAUAUUUCUGAGAAUAGUUUCUGGAAACUUUGCGACCAAAGGAAUGUUCCCUUGGCAAGUGGGCAUUAGGAAAAUCCACAAUAAAACAAAUACUACACCACACUGUGGAGGAACCAUUCUCAGUUCAUUCUGGAUUCUAAGUGCUGCACAUUGUUUUGAAAAAUAUGGGAAAUCACAACUGUUAAUAAGAGUUGGCGUCUGGAACAACAAAGUACCAGAUUUAUACGAGGAGGAAUUUGAAACAGAAGAAAUUUACAACCAUACUACGGAAGCGUUACGAUUGAACGGUCGAUUUGUGAUGUUUUACCUCUGGCACUUGAGAAAAAAUGACACUUCAAACAAUGACAUAGCCUUACUAAAAGUGAAGCCUAAUAAGCGUGGCCGUGGUAUAUCAAUGGGUUCAUAUGUUCAGCAUGCCUGUCUGCCAUCAGAAGAUACAGUGUACAGUGAAAACCUGGAUUGUUACAUAUCUGGAUGGGGCAGCCUAAAAAAUGGAAUAUCUCCACAUCUCCUGAAAUAUGCACAAAUUCCUAUUGCAAACCAGACGAUCUGCAAAGAACUUUACAAACUGAAAGGCUAUAACAUAACGGAAAGCAUGUUUUGUGCAGGUUACUUUAAUGGAGGGUCUGAUACCUGUGAUGGAGACAGCGGUGGUCCUCUGGUCUGUAAAGUCAACGGGAAAUACACUGUCUUGGGUGUAACUUCAUGGGGACACCGCUGUGGGCUUCCAAAUUUUCCAGAGGUGUAUGGCAAUGUAAAAAGUCUUCUGCAGUGGAUCAGAGAGACACAUGCUGCGUAUUAUUCAUUGAAUCUUCGGACUUUUUCAAAUCCAGUUUGCUAUAUCUGCACAGUUACCUCAGUGGACUAUUAGUUGUAAAUUCUGUAACAUUCC
This is a messenger RNA of Saccostrea cuccullata (small rock oyster), 1521 nucleotides long. RefSeq names its product plasminogen-like. The transcript is spliced from 9 exons. The coding region runs from base 4 to 1500 and encodes 498 amino acids. Gene Ontology annotation, molecular function: serine-type endopeptidase activity; signaling receptor binding. NCBI's taxonomy places the organism in Eukaryota, Metazoa, Mollusca, Bivalvia, Ostreida, Ostreidae. The record is from RefSeq and is a predicted model, not a curated record. Gene Ontology annotation, biological process: proteolysis.